Molecule: messenger RNA, 807 nt
Organism: Durio zibethinus
Lineage: Eukaryota; Viridiplantae; Streptophyta; Magnoliopsida; Malvales; Malvaceae
Source: RefSeq, a predicted model, not a curated record
AUGAGAUGUUUAGCUUGGAACUGCCGUGGGCUUGGGAACCCACAAACAGUUCGAGCUCUUCAGAAAAUCCUGAAGAGAGAAAACCCCGAGGUGGUUUUCUUGAUGGAAACCAUCUCCAAUAAUGUUAUGAUGGAUAGAAUAAGAAGACAGUGCAAAAUACAAGGAAUGUUUAAUGUAGCUGCAAAGGAAAGUAGUGGUGGAAUUGUAAUAUAUGGAUGCAUUAGAUGCGGGAGGAAAGCUUGGAGAUUGACAAGUUUCUACGGAAAGCCAGCUACCAGGAAUAGGAAAGCCACUUGGGAUUUACUAAGGACUCUUGGGGAGCAAAAUGGGGGUGCAUGGUUAUCAGGGAUCGAGUUGCACAUGGCAAAGAGGGAGAACGGAAUCAAACUGUGUUCGAGAACGGUCACAUCCUAUAAUGGUGGACAUAAGAGGGAUAAAGCAAAAAAGGCAACAGUUUGUGUAAAAAUACAAGAAGGUUCUUCGAGGCCGCGUGGGGAGGACAAUUCCUUACGGCACAAGGUUGAACACGUGCUGGAUAAUUUAAAAAAGUGGAGGAAAAAAAAGGCCUAUAAGCUUGGCAUAAGGAUUGAGAAGCUUUAUGAUGGCUUAAGAGCGGAGGCAGUAUACUGGAAACAACGGGCACACAUUGACUGGCUUAGGGAAGGCAACAAAAACACAAGGUUCUUUCAUAGUCAGGCUUCUGAAAGGAGGAGAAAAAAUAGAGUAAAUGGUAUGGAAGAUAAGGCGGGGAAGUGGCUUGAAGAUGACUUGCAAAUCUCAAGGCAUGCAGCAGAUUAUUUCAAAUGA